This is a messenger RNA of Talaromyces atroroseus, 1527 nucleotides long. Its product is annotated as 6-phosphogluconate dehydrogenase, decarboxylating 2. The transcript is spliced from 5 exons. The record is from RefSeq and is a predicted model, not a curated record. Bases 1 to 1527 code for a protein of 508 amino acids. Gene Ontology annotation, cellular component: cytosol. Gene Ontology annotation, molecular function: phosphogluconate dehydrogenase (decarboxylating) activity; NADP binding. Gene Ontology annotation, biological process: pentose-phosphate shunt; pentose-phosphate shunt, oxidative branch. NCBI's taxonomy places the organism in Eukaryota, Fungi, Ascomycota, Eurotiomycetes, Eurotiales, Trichocomaceae.
AUGGCGGACCAAGCAGUCGCUCGCCUGGCCGGCAUUAAUGUCGGUGCUCCGGCGCGACCUGUUCCUAGUGGUGAUUUCGGUCUUAUCGGUCUGGCCGUCAUGGGUCAGAACCUGAUCUUGAACGCUGCCGACCAUGGCUUCACCGUCGUUGCUUACAACCGUACUGUCGCCAAGGUCGACCGUUUCCUCGAGAACGAGGCCAAGGGCAAAUCCAUCGUCGGCGCUCACUCCAUCGAGGAGUUCGUGUCGAAGUUGAAGAAGCCCCGCCGCAUCAUGCUCCUCGUCAUGGCCGGCAAGCCUGUCGAUGACUUCAUCGAAUCCAUCCUGCCUUUCGUCGAACAGGGAGACAUCAUUAUCGAUGGCGGUAACUCCCACUUCCCCGACUCUAACCGCCGUGCCAAAUACCUUGCUGCAAAGGGUAUUCGCUUCGUUGGCACCGGUGUGUCUGGUGGUGAAGAGGGUGCUCGCUACGGUCCUUCCCUCAUGCCCGGUGGUAACGAAGAAGCGUGGCCAUACAUCAAGGAUGUCUUCCAGAGCAUCGCUGCCAAGAGCGACGGCGAGGCUUGCUGUGACUGGGUCGGUGACGAGGGUGCUGGUCACUACGUCAAGAUGGUUCACAACGGUAUCGAGUACGGUGACAUGCAAUUGAUUACCGAAGCCUACGACAUCUUGAAACGCGGUGUCGGUCUUACCCCCAACGAAAUUGGUGAAGUCUUCGAUAAGUGGAACAAGGGAGUCUUGGACUCUUUCUUGAUCGAGAUCACCCGUGAUAUCCUCAAGUACAACGACACCGAUGGAACUGCCCUUGUUGAGAAAAUCCUCGACAAGGCUGGUCAAAAGGGUACCGGAAAGUGGACCGCGAUCAACGCCCUCGACCUUGGCAUGCCCGUCACCCUCAUCGGCGAGGCUGUCUUCUCUCGCUGCCUCAGCGCCAUUAAGGACGAGCGUGUCCGUGCCAGCAGCCUUCUCGCUGGCCCUUCUCCCAAGUUCGAGGGUGACAAGCAGGCUUUCAUCGACAACCUCGAACAGGCCUUGUAUGCCUCCAAGAUUAUUUCCUACGCCCAGGGCUUCAUGCUUAUCCAGAAUGCCGCCAAGGAAUACAAGUGGAAGCUUAACAAGCCCUCCAUUGCUCUCAUGUGGCGUGGAGGUUGCAUCAUCCGUUCCGUUUUCUUGAAGGAUAUCACCAAUGCUUACCGCAAGAACCCUGACUUGGAGAACCUUCUGUUCGAUGAUUUCUUCAACAAAGCCAUCCACAAGGCCCAGGCUGGCUGGAGAGAUGUCGUCAGCAAGGGUGCCCUCUGGGGUAUCCCAACUCCUGCCUUCAGCACCGCCCUUAGCUUCUACGACGGCUACCGCACCAAGGAGCUCCCUGCCAACCUGCUGCAGGCUCAGCGUGACUACUUCGGUGCUCACACCUUCCGUAUCAAGCCUGAACACGCCAGCGAAACCUUCCCCGUGGACAAGGACAUCCACGUCAACUGGACCGGCCGCGGUGGUAAUGUCUCUGCCUCCACCUAUAUUGCUUAA